AUGCUCCGUCUUACAAACUGCCUGCAAAGGCUCAUGAAUGCUUUGCCGUUCUCGCACAAAGUAGUGCCAGGAAAGGUUGACCCGACCCUGGCUCUGCAAGACUUCAAACUGCUGCAGCAGCAUGCUAAGACGGAACUUCGAUGGCCAGCAGAUCGGAACGGUCACCGUUUUGACGGAGAUGUCAAUCCAUUUUUCUGGAAAAGGCGUGCGGAGUACGAGCUAGUAUUGGCCGAUGCGAAGGAUGCCAAGGAACUGUGGAGCAAACUGCAGUGGGAUGAAGAAAAGCAGCGUGGAGCUGUGAACACGACAGUUCCAGAAGGUGGAGAUGAGUUCAACUGUCAGCAACUUCAAGCUGGAUGGCGACUGUUGGGUCACAACAUGGAGAGCCUUUGUAAAGAAUUGCAGUUCGAUCCGGAUAACAAAGACAAGGCCAACGACUGCAAGUAUGAACCACCUGUGGUCUUGACCUUCGAAGGACCGGAAGUGGAAAAAGUCACGACCUACAAGAUGCUGCUGGAGUUCAUAGAGUACAUCCGCAAACUUGACGCCAAUGAAGAGCGUGCGGCGGCAUCUAAGAAGAUGACAGUAGAAGGCGGUGGUCGUCUUGGAGAUCGGCGAUUGAAGCAGAUUGUCGACGUUUUGCGGAUUGCGGCGGUCACCAACAAUCGCAACUCUGCCAAGGGCAGCUUUGUGAAUAUCCCUGACUUGUACCUGUUGGUAUAUUUUUGCUGGAAGACUCGGGGGGACUGGACCUUGAUUCAGGCUUGGUGGUUGGACCGGAUCAAGAAAGAGCUUCGCUGCCUGGUAGAAGACUUCAAGAAGGACCACAAGCCAGAGGGGAAUUUGUGGUUGCCAGAUGAGAUAUGCAGGCAGCUGCAAGAAGUCUGGGAAAAGGGCGGCCCUCAGAAUCUAGACAAAAGCCAAAAGCUUCAAAAGUUGGAACAAGUCAUGGAGAAGAGAAAUGAGAUCGAACGUCAAAGAUUGAAGGACGAGCAGAGGCGCCGUCAGGAGAGAGAACAGCAAAGGAAGUUUGAAGACAUGAAAGCAGAGAGGGAGCGGCAAAGUGAAAAGGAGAGGAGAGAAGACGCGCUUAAGGAACAGGAAAGAAAAGCAAAAGCGGAGCAAGACACGCUUGACUGGGCGCAAACGCAAGAAAAGCAUGCCAUUGACAAGGCCCACAGAGAGGAGAAGAUGAGGUCGAUUGAGGAGAGGGAAGCGAGAAGGAAGCUUGAUGAAGAUGCCAAGAAGACAGAGUACGCCCAACGUCAAGAAGACCUCAGAAGCCGAGCAGCGCUACAGCUCCAACAAAAGCAAAAAGAAGACGAGAAAGCCGCCCGUUGCGAGGCUGAGGCUAUUGAGCUUGGCGCGGAAGGCAUUCGCUUGAUCAAGAACGCGGAGGAGACUGAAGAAAACGUUGACAAAUUGAGGAAAAUGAUCCUUGGAGAAGACAGCGUUUACGGAGGGAGGAUGAGUGCCAACAAACCAGUAUCCAGCUCUGGGUACACUCCCUUUUUCAUUGCGCUGAGAAGCAGCAAACACAAGUUUGCCAGCGCCAUGAUGUGCGACAUUGAUCCAGGGCACAGGGACAACCACAGACGCAACGCCUUGCACAUUGUUUGCUGCAUGACUUCCGGAAGCUUCGAUGACUCCGCUGGCCCAGCGCUUGCUGUCCAGCUUUUGGAGAAGAAAGUUGAUAUCAAGGAAAGGGAUGGCGAUGGGGCAACACCCUUGCUCUUGGCGGCUGAGACGAACAGAUGGGGCACCUGUUGGGCCCUUUUAGAACACAUUAGGCAACAGUUGCACCGUCAAGCAGAUUCUACUGCCGGCUUGGCAGGUAAGUUGCAGCGGUUGUCCACAGAUGCGAUGCCAUGCGUAAGUGCCAAAGAAGCCUUGCAGCUGGCGUCGGUAAGCAAUCCAGACGAAUGGGAGAGCCUGAUCGGAUCCAUUCCCGCUUUGGAGACCCUGUCCCAAGCAGAGCAGGGUAUAGAUGUGGACAUUCCUGAGACGAGCCUUGACAGCAUCGACAUCAUGAAGCUGCUGCAGUCGGUUCGCGUAGACCUACCAUCGUCUCAACUUCACGAGAUCUGUGAUUUCAUUGGCACUGGCCAGAAAUACGAUGCCCUGGCAUCUCAAAUCCGUGUGAGCGGGCAGAUUUCCAUCAGUGCAGGCAGCCAGCCUAUUCAGGUCAAUGUUGAGGCCAAAGCUGAGAAUUUCUACCUGCAUGUUGGAGAUCACAAGGUGCGGAUGACGGAGGUGAAGACAGAGAUGGAGCAGGGCUUCGAUGUGUACAUUCCUGAGACCAGUGUUGAUGAAGUCUUGGAUAUGAUGGCGCCAGCGUGCACUGACCUAGCAGAGUUUCCUGAGCUCCGUGAUGUCAUUCUUGCCGUGAGCAGUGCGUGCAGGGAGCACAAAGCCUCGCAGUUCCUGAUGUCACAACUCCGCAUGAGCGGGCAGAUUUCCAUCCACGCAGGCAGCCAGCCUGUCCAGGCCAAGGCUCAGAAUUUCUACUUUCAUGUUGGAGAUCACAAGGUAAGGAUGACGGAGGUGAAGACAGAGCUGGAGAAGGGCUUCGAUGUGUACAUUCCUGAGACCAGUGUUGAGGAAGUCUUGGAUGUGAUGACGUCAGCGUGCACUGACCUAGCAGAGUUGCCUGAGCUCCGUGAUGUCAUUCUUGCCGUGAGCAGUGCUUGCAGAAAACACAAAGCCUCGCAGUUCCUGAUGUCUCAACUCCGCAUGAGCGGGCAGAUUUCCAUCCACGCAGGCAGCCAGCCUGUCCAGGCCAAGGCUCAGAAUUUCUACUUUCAUGUUGGAGAUCACAAGGUGAGGAUGACGGAGGUGAAGACAGAGCUGGAGAAGGGCUUCGAUGUGUACAUUCCUGAGACCAGUGUUGAGGAAGUCUUGGAUGUGAUGGCGUCAGCGUGCACUGACCUAGCAGAGUUGCCUGAGCUCCGUGAUGUCAUUCUUGCCGUGAGCAGUGCUUGCAGGAAGCACAAAGCCUCGCAGUUCCUGAUGUCACAACUCCGCAUGAGCGGGCAGAUUUCCAUCCACGCAGGCAGCCAGCCUGUCCAGGCCAAGGCUCAGAAUUUCUACUUUCAUGUUGGAGAUCGCAAGGUGAGGAUGACGGAGGUGAAGACAGAGCUGAAGAAGGGCUUUGACGUGGACAUUCCUAAGACCGGUGUUGAGGCAGCUUUGGCUUUGCUGGCGUCAGCGUGCAAUCAGCUACCAGAGCUGGAGGUCAUCAGUGGCUUCAUUGGGAGAGUGACCAGUGCGUGUCAUAAAACCGCAGCUGCAAGUUUCCUAAUGUCUCAGAUCUGCAUGAGCGGGCAGCUUUCCGUCAAUGCAAGCAAGCAACCUAUUCGGGCCAAACCUGACACGAUCUACCUGCAUGUUGCACGCCGCACAGUGCUGUUGAAAGACGUGAAGGAGGAAUUGAAGAAGGGCUUCGACAUUGACAUUCCUGAGACCUGUGUUGAGGAUUUUUUUUCCUUGCUGGCGUCAGCGUGCAAUCAGCUACCGGAGCUGGAAGUGGUCAGUGGCUUCACUGGGAGAGUGACCAACGUGUGCCGGAAAAACGCAGCCGCAAGUUUCCUAAUGUCUCAGAUCUGCAUGAGUGGGCAGCUUUCCAUCAAUGCAAGCAAGCAACCUAUCCGGGCCAAUGCUGACACGAUCUACCUGCAUGUUGCAAGCGGCAAAGUCGCAAUAGCGGAGGUGCAAGAGAAACUCAACGAGGGCUUUGACGUGGACAUCCCUAAGACCAGUGUUGAGGCAGCGUUGGCUUUGUUGGCGUCGCUGUGCGAUCAGCUACCGGAGCUCAAAGCUGUCAGUGAUUUCAUCAACACGUUGACCAGUGCAUGCCGGAAAAGCACGGCUGCAAGCUUCCUAAUAUCUCAAAUCUGCAUGAGCGGACAGAUUUCUGUCAACGCAAGCAAGCAACCUAUUCGGGCCAAAGCUGAGAAGAUUUACCUCCAUGUUGGAGAGCAGAAGCAAAGCUUGCAAGAAGUUGCAGAGGCCUUGAGAGGCAAUCAGACCUUAGAAUUCCAGAUCCCAAAGAUUAAAGCGGAAGUCUUGAAAGCGAUGGGUGCCUCUGCCAGGGAACUGGAUUUGCAGUCUGCAGUGGAGCAUUUGACGCAUUUGGACAAUGUAGCCAGGAAGCAAGGCCACAACAUUUGGAGGCUUAUUGAAAUCAGCGGGAUGCUUGUUGUGCAUCCCGCACGCCUCAGAGUCAGCUAUGAGGUCUGCUUACAUUUGGGCCCAGCCGUGAUCUCGGUCAAGAAUCUGAAGUCAAGCAUGUCGAUCAAGUUGCCAGAGACGACAAUGGAGGACUUCCUGAGGUCCAUUCAAGGUCUUGCUGUGCUUGGUUUCAAGGCUGUGGAAGGAGUGCUGAUAGACUUUCAGCGCAAUAUUCAGCAGAGGGUGGCUCAACGAGGACAAUCCAUUUGGAAGCUCAUUUGGGUCAGUGGUACCUUGUCCAUUGAUUUCAAUCAAGGCAAGACAAUGUUUGAUGUCACGCUACGAUUGGGGCCUGCCACGAUUGAUCUUGCAGGGUUGAGGACCCCGACUCUCAAAGUGAGCGUCAAAGUGCCGAAGACCAAUGUGGACGAUUUCUUGACAUUGGUAACCGAACAAGGUCUACAACUCUUUGGAUUGAACGACGCAGUGAAGUUGCUGCGCAAUCUUAAAGGGAUGGUCCCCCACGAAGUUUUGACGUUUAUUGGCAUCAGUGGGACAUGGAGCAUUGACUUCAACAUUGGCAAUCUGGACUUUGAGGGUGCAGAGCUGCACUUGGGCCCAGCUGUUGCAGUACUGAGCUCGUUAAAAGCUGGUAUGGCAAUUGAUUUUCCAUUCGGUCCAAUCUCGCUGCCGGAGGCUACGUGUGCUUUGGCAGCUUUUACUCGCAAACUGCUUCCAGUUUGUCCGGUCAAGGAGCUGAAUGACCAACUCAGCAAGCUCAAGCUCAGCCCUUUGGAUAAGCUCUUGGUGGAAGGAGUGUUGUCCAUCGAGCGUUCCAAGUUGUUCUUCAAGAAGUUGGCAAUGGGCCCACUUUGUUUGGAAUACAGCCUUGAGCGCAAGUGCUUUUUCCUUCACUUUGAUCGCCCAGUGUCUGUGGAUGAAGCCAAGAAGUACAUGGACCAAACAAUCUUUAAGCUGUUGCCGCAAAACUCAACCUCAUGUGUGGACGAUGUUUACAAGGCUCUGAAAAGUUCGGGGGGCCUGUUGUCGCAGCAUAUCGCCCUUGGGGAAGAUGUCGUCUUUGAUGUGUGUUUAAUCAUCGAUGAUUAUGAUGGUGUGAGCUUCGACAAGCUCAGCGUUUGUGGGACUGCGCAUCUUGAAAAACUUUCAGUGGACGUCCAGUUUAAAGGACUUUACCGAAGUCGGGCUGAUGGCAAUGAGUGUGUGCUGACAGCCACUUUGGGAGCAUUUUGUUUAGAGGAUGUGCUUCGUGCUGUUGAUUUGCUUCCUGUGGACCAUGCAUUGCGCAAGAUUCUUGGCCAAUUCACGUUUAGAGAUGUGAGCCUGUCUGCCAUGGUUCUGCCGCAACAAAAGCGCUGCAUGACUCUGCAAGCGCAAUUCGAGAAAGGCGAGUUCAAGCUCCAGCUGCUUUGUGUCUUGAAAGAUGACGGUUCCACCCUGGUUUUGAUGAUUCCACAGCAGGAUUCGGCUGAAGACUUUUCGAUGACCAAGUGCUUCGAUGGGUUAGGCAUAGACACCAUCAUGAAAGCGGCUGGCAUCACGAUCUCCCUGAAUUUUUUUUCCUUCUGCCGUGGAUGGCGCAAGGACAGCAAUGUUUUUCCAGUUUCUACCAAAAAGGAAGGGCUUGAUACAGCGAUGCAAUUGAUCAUGAAGAAUGAAAAGAAGAUUCAAGACGUGCUCUGGGACAUGCAGAGAGUGGAUGGAGCAGCUGCCAAGGAGAACGACGCUUCGCUUGCCUUGUCUGCAACCGUGUGCAUUGAAGACAAAGAGUUUUGGAAAGUACUGAAAGUUGCUGGACGAAAGAUUGAUGGAACACUCCUCUACAGCGAUGGAUCUCCGAUUAUUCGUUUUUCUCUUGGGGAGUGCGAGAUCUUGAAGAUGACGGCUGAGGGAGAUGCCUGGAUUGGCAAGGAGGAGGUCGUUUGCAGGCUGCGUGCAGAACUAUUGGAUUUGGACAAUGUACGUCGGGGCACUUUUGAGUGUGCCGUCAAGUACAGAGUUACUGACCAUCAUUUGAAUAUGGCUUUGAAAUUGACGGGCAAAGAAAACAAUAGCAUCAACUUGGGACACUGGGUGCCCUUGCUUGAUUGGGUUGAGCUCUACGGCAUUGCAGCUUCAGUUGAUGGAAGCAUUGAGGACACCCGCGACACGUCUUUCACAUUGCAAGGGGGAAUUCGAUUCGUUUUCGAUGGGAAAAGAGAUGAACCUGAGGGCACCUUCGAGUUUGCCAUAAUGUAUGCACCCGCCGACUUGGAAUUGCAAGCUUUCCGUGGCAUUGGGGUUGUGUAUUUGUACAUGGAUAACAUCAGUUUCCUUCUGUUGCUCCGGGGCUUUUUCAAGCUGGACAAAGAUGUGCUCAAAUCCCUCUCUUGGGUGGUGAAAUGGUUAUUGCCCCUUCGCACUCUUGGGCUACUUGCCAAAAACACAAGCGGAGAACUCACAGAACUUCCCGGAACUGCUUUGAAAGAUGAUAUCGCAGACAGACGCGACAAGAUUUGUUCCCUCUUGAAGCAGAGGGAGGUUCUGCCCGCAUGUGGCAAACGGAUAUAUGCGUUCCAAGCUACAUGGAAACUCCUGUGCUUAGAGGCCUCAAUAUUUGCGUACGUCGAGUUGCCAGCGGAGCCUACCACAAAGGCCAAAGAGUUCACAAAGCAGGUUUGCAAACCUAAGGCCAGCUCCGACACUGAUGUGUAUGCUGAGCUUUUGGCGACAGUUGAGCCCUUUGAGCUCGUGGUUGGAAACCUCAAGGUCUUGAAAGUAUGUUCAGCAAGCGAUCCCAACAAGCCCAUGGAGUUAACCAUCAAGGUCGGUGGUUUGAAUGACUUGUAUUUCAGGCUAGACGCUAGCAUCGCUCUGUUUCCUGAUGCUGGCUUGUUUUCUUCUUACUUCGAGUGCUACAUCGAAUUUCUGAAAGGAGAGAAGAAACAGCCUCGCCUGGUGGUGUAUGUUGAGGUACAGUUCUUUGAGCAGCUCCGCUUCAAAGGCUAUGUGCGACUUACAAUGUCCAAGCUCGGCUCCGCGCUAUCAAAAACCAUAGCAGAUGAACAUGCCAGAGAUUCAUUGAAAGGACAAGCUGCGUCAGCUGUCCAAAAGGCAGCGGACAUGCUUCUAGUGCCAAGGGCUGUGAAAGCAAACCUGCACUUGGAAGGAGACAUCAAUGAGGUAAUGCGGAGCCUAAUGGCGAAAGCAGCGAAAAACAUUCUCAAUGGCAUCAAGGAAGGAUUAGAUGCUGCAAAGAAACAGCUGGACAAGCUGAAGUCCGUCCCAAUCCUGGGCGGCUUGUGUGAACUGUGCCAAUGGCUCAUCAAGGCACUCAACUUUCUCAUUGAUCUGAUGGGAGACGGUGUGAAUUUUCUCAUUAACCUGGCGAAUCAGAUCUUGGGGAAAGGGGUGAAGGUCCACUGGAUCAAUGUGGGAGGUGAGGUUGGUGGCAGUCAGGGGGUGGAAGCUUAUGUGUCCUUCAAGAUCACCGUACUCGGCGUGACCAUCACAACAGGAUUACAUGUGAAUCUGAGAAGCGUAUUGGAAGACCUGGCCAAGUAUUUUUUGUCCCUGUUCACCGGCUUCCACGGUCAUGACAAGGGCGUGGAGCAGCGUUCGCUGGGAUAUGUGGCGGACGACAACGACUCUGACGAGGAGUCUUAUCCAGAUUCAAAGCCCUUCACAGCAGGGAGCAUCGAGGGUGACUCUGAGUACAAACGCGAAGCCCAAUGUCCAGAAGCCAAUCUCAGCGACAAGGACAAGGAGGAGCUUUGGAAGAUGUUGCGCGAGGCCAAACAGGUGGCAGUUGAAGUUGGGGAAAUUUUGGACCAGAAGAAGAACGAUGAUAUGAUCUUAUUGGACAUGCCACCGACGCCAGCAAACUUGGACAAAUACAAGGACCAAUUCUUCAACCCGAUCCUUGAUACCACUGCGCAGUCAAACAACCCGAAGGUCCAAUGCGCGUUGUGCCUCAAAUUCAUCCCACAAGCAGAAUUCGUGGAGCACGUUCAGCAUCAGUGCCCCCAGCGAGAUGCGUUGCAACUGCCUUGUCGCUGGUGUCAAAAGCUGCAUGAGAUGAACGAGCUUUACGAGCAUGAGAAAGAUUGCCCAAAGCGGAAUGAUCCUCCAACUCACCAAUGUGACAACGCUGGCUGCAACGCCGACAACCUAGGUGUAUGCCUCGGAGAUGAUUGCCCCGAAUGUUCUGCAAGUGGCGGAAGUGCGGAGAAGCGUUGGGAUUGUGAGAGGUCCCAUCGCAAGGAGUGCAAAGGCCUUGUGCAAUGUCGUGCAUGUUCUGAGGAAAUGAUGUGCAAGGACUUCCUCGCCGGACACACAUGUCGCAACGAAGAAGGUGUUGAUUUGGAACCAUGCAAAGAGUGUGGCGAGAUGAUUGCCAAAUCAAGCGCUGCGCAGGAAGAACACAAAGCAUGGUGUCAGGCGCAACUAUGUACUGAUUGCGAGGAGAUUGUGCCCAAAUUCAGGAUCGAGCGUCACAAGCAAUCAUUGUGCCCGAAGCGGCGGGUGAAAUGCCCCGGAAGCGCUGAGGAUGGGCCAGAAUUAUGGGCCAAUCUUUCAGUGGCUGAAGAGUGGGAAGUGCGAAUUGAUGGCAGUUGUGGUAAAUCCAUGUGCCGUGAUCGCUUGGAAGAACAUUUCAAGAAGGACUGCACAAGGCUGGCUGUAAAGUGCUUGCGGUGCAACGACACGGUGCGGGGGGGUGGCAGGAAAACAUAUUUGGAACUGUUGGAUCUCCACAAGUCGAAAUGUCGCCAAGCAGCAAAGCCUUGCCCUUUGGGGUGUGGGCUCAAGUUGUGCGAAGGAAAAAUGAACAGGCAUGUGAACAAAGCCUGCCCAAAUUUGAAGAUGAAAUGUAAGUGGCCUGGGUGUUCUCUUACGAUGUCCAGCUACGAGUACAAGGACAACGCUGCGACGCAUUGUGGGGAAUGUGGUGACAAGCUAGACGGCGUUGGAAACAACAUGGCUCACAUUGUUCAAGAUUGCAAGAAAUUUCAGCCGUUGUGUCCGAUGGGGUGCGGCGACAGACAUGUGUUCAGAGAAUUGAAGACGCAUUUGAAAGCUGGUCAGCUGAGCGCUAUGUCUGCGUCGCAAGAUGGCUGCCGAAUGUUUUGGGUUCCUUGCCCAUCAAGGUACGAUCAGAAGUGCAUUCAAGACCCAAGUGUCUCUUGCACACAAGAACAUCGCUGCACUCCGCAGUGUUCUGCAGCUGGUUUCCAUGUGCACCUCGGACAGGAUUUGAUUGCACAUAUAUCGAAAUGUGUCAAGUUGCAGUGUCCGUUUUCAGAUGGCGGCUGCUCUGCUCCUGAUGCCGCUGGUGGCAUCGUCUACAACGAUGCAUCAAAGCACAUGCAGAAGUGUGAGUUCAUCAAGCUUCCAUGCCCCUUUAGAUGUGACACCUGGAUUCCUGUCAAUGAAGAAGGAAAAGCUGAGCAUCACUUGCUGACAGAGUGCAGCAUGUUCAAGGUCGCCUGCCCAAGAGGGUGUGAAGCAAAGGACGUGGCUUUCAAGGAUUUGUUACCACAUUUGGCAACCCAGUGUCCCAAGAAUGUUGUUUCCUGUAUCAAAGGGUGUGGGGCCGAGCUUCUGAAAAUGGACGAAGCAGCGCAUUUGCAGACUAGCUGUCAGAGAUUCUGGGUGGACUGUGCAACUUGGCGCGACAGCAAGUUUGAGGAGAACAUAGAGACUGAACAAAUUCCAGACAACAGCUGCUACAGGGAUGUCCUGAAAUGCGACGAGGUCCAUCAUGUGACAAAGUUUCACAUUUCAAGUUCCGCGGGUCGGUGUCGUCCACACGACUUUUGCCGCAGGGGCUUGACAGAAGGCAAUUACUUGCCGUUACUCACCGCCAAUUCGUUGGGGAGGCUGGGAAGCCUCAAUCCUGAGAUGAACUUGCUGGCCAAGAUGAACUUUGCCGAAGAGCGGUUGGAGCAGAUAAACUUGGAGACAGAGACAGUGCAGUGCCCUCAGGAAUGUGGGGAGGUUAUCGAUGUGGAUGAAGUGGAGCACCAUUUAAAGUGGACCUGUCCCAGAAAUUGUGUUUCAUGUCCUUUCUGUGAAGUUCGAGAAAUUCCUCUCUGUGAAAUCGCCAAGCACAUUUCGACCCAGUGUGAGAAGGCAUUAGUACAUUGUAGGCAAUGUGGAAAAAGAGAUUUGAGGAGAAUGGAUGAAUGCAAACAUAUAAGCCUUGAUUGCAACCGUGAAAAGGCGUCACAGUGCUAUUUGUGCUUCGAGUCUGUGGAGUACAACGGGAUUGAAGAGCAUCUUAAGUCCAGCUGCACUGAGGCAGCAAGAAGAGUAACAUGCAAAGAGGUGGGCACUUUUUUCCGAACUCCAGGUGAAGGCUGUGAGGAACAGAUGCCAAAGCGGGAUCUACUUCAACAUUGGAUGCGGGAUUGUGAGAGCUGUCUUGUCAGCUGUCCGUUAUGCUCGCAAGAAUCGGAAGAAGGCUCUCGAAUUCGCGGAUCAGACUAUCUCAUUCACUUCUUGUCUUGCACCAAGUUCAAGGUCAAAUGCCCCUAUUGCGCAGAACCAGUUCUUCUCAAGGAAAGUAAAACUUGGACGGAUGCGCUUCUACAGCAUUGCUUUGUGGAUUGCAAGCGGUUUCAUCUUCCUUGUGGAUGGUGUGCUGAGAACGUCAUGUGGCAAGAGACGGCUGAUCAUCUCUGCGGGAAAUGCCAGGAGUUCAUGGCACCAUGCCCAAUGAAAUGCCGCGAAGAUGGCAAGGACAUUGAGGUUGAUGCUGACGACAUGGAGAAGGUGAAGUGGGUGCGCUGGUAAGGGUCUUUGUUGGAAGGGAAGCACAGUUUAGAAGAUUCGGUUAUUCGUACGAUUUGUCGCUUCGCAUUUGCAAGGAAAGACUUGCCCUUGCACCUCUUUGGGCCGGAGGGUCCGUCCCAGAUUGUUGGGAAGUGUCCGAAAUACCGAGUCAGAUGUCCAUACGAGGCACAAGCACCUGAAGAACCGCCGAAGUGCACCUUUUCGACAUGCAAAGAAAUGCACGAUUCCAGCAUCGUGGAUGGCCGAAUGCCAAGAUUCCGCUUGCCUCAUCAUUUGGAGCAUGAAUGCGCCGGCAAUGUGAGGAUUUGUAGGAACAAGAACUGGGCCGAAAAGGAAUGUGAGGCAAAAGUGCUGGCCAAAGAUUGGGAGUUUCAUCAAACUGGCUCCCGUGCAGCUGCGGCACAGCCGAUCCAGUCUGAUGACUCUGAUGUGAAACCGUGUCCUCACAGGCUUGAACAGUGCGACAAAUGUAAAGGAAUGGUACCCAAGAGCGAUUUGGAAGACCACAAGAAGACCGCAUGCACCAAAAACAAGGUACGUUGCGAAAACCUGGGAUGCAAAGAGGAAGUGGUUCAGGCAGGACUUGCAUACCAUAAAAAGAAUUGCCUGUAUAGAAAAGUGAAGGCACAUCAAGGGAUUGGCUCCAAGCAUGGGAGCACCAAAAGCGUCAACCACAGACCAGGAGUAAAGCAACAUCCAGGAUAUUAUGAUUUCACGUGGGAGGGUAGCGCGCAAUUUGGGCCCUUCGGCGGCAAGAGGAACAGGUACCACCAGAACAGAUGCACUUCCUGCGACAAAGAUGUGGGCAAGCCUGCCAACUUGUUCAAGGAGCCAGGAUGCAAACAGGUCUGCUCAUUUUGCUCGAAAAUGCAAGGGUCCGAAUCAGAAUCCACGUUUCUCGCGACCGAGUGCUUCGAAGCAUGCAAGCGCUGUCACCUCGAUAUCAAAAAGGUGAUAUUCUGCACGAAGCCGGUGUGCGAGGGUUGCGGAGAACCAGCUCAACCAGGGACAGGUUGUGAACCGAUGCAGUUCUCGGACAUGUCGGCUGAGGCCAAGGGGCUUGGACUCUUUGAAGAGUGUGAUCAAGGGUGAGAAUGACCCCUCCAAAGUUGAGGUCUCACCAGUGACGCAGACUAGCUUAGGGGAAAGAACUUGAAGAAACCUGCCUACGUUUGAGCCUUGAAAGACGCUGGGCGUUGCUCAAGUCGAUUGAUUAUGAUUGAUUGUUUAGACCUGCACCUGGUGCAAAAAGAAAACACCAACCAGAAGCCUUUGUGGAAAAGUGUUCUGCUGAAGGCAUGAUGCUGUUUAGGAAGUCUAAGUUAUUUUGACAUGUUCAUGAGUGGCAUAUGGCCAG
Molecule: messenger RNA, 12322 nt
Organism: Durusdinium trenchii
Lineage: Eukaryota; Dinophyceae; Suessiales; Symbiodiniaceae
Source: the annotation of a GenBank genome assembly